Molecule: messenger RNA, 2889 nt
Organism: Cylindrotheca closterium
Lineage: Eukaryota; Bacillariophyta; Bacillariophyceae; Bacillariales; Bacillariaceae
Source: the annotation of a GenBank genome assembly
AUGAAGUCAUCCAAACUCAAAAUUCUUGAUAUAUCGGCCAAAAGGAGGUACAACAGCACCAAGCCGACUGAUAUUACAAAACUAGUAAGAGCCUUGAGACACAUAGAUACCGUGGAGGAAUUCAACGUUAGUCGAAGAAUGUUGAGUGGCUAUGAGUCUGUCAUUGAAUGUGCAAAACUACUGAAGCGAAGUAAAUGUUUGAAGAAACUUGAUUUAUUUGCAUCUCAAUAUAGUAACAAUUGCCGAAUCCACCCUGAUGCGUGGACGUAUAUGGGCAAAGCUUUGCCAAGGACAGAUUCGCUACAGAAUCUCGACAUAUCGUUUCAUCGAUUAAGUGAAGCGUCAUGGAAGGCUUUGGGUGAAGGUCUAAAGGUUAACACUAGCUUGUUGACACUGAAAGCAUGGAAGCGUUGUGAUCUACGAUACGACAAGGAGACCAACAUUCUUUUGCCAGUAUUUGACGCGCUGCACGAGAACAGAACAUUGGAAUCACUUAGUCUGAACGGAUACGAUUUGAGCGAUUCUAUAACAGCCCUGGAGGUACUUGAGUCGGCCUUGAUACAAAACACAUCAUUGAAGUCCCUGCAGAUUGAGGAAUCGGCAAUGACUGAUGAGGGUGUUGCGAUCUUGAGCCGCAGUCUUCCGCAGAUGAAGAGUAUCGAAGAGUUGGAUUUGGAACAUCAUGGGUGUUCCUUGAAUGGUGCUCAAGCAUUUGCCAAAGGCAUCAAGAACAACUACAAUCUACUGUCCGUUGGACUUGGUACGAGAUGUCGACUGCAUCGAUCAAUGUAUGGAACUCCAAUCGAAGCAGAAGGCUUUGCGAAAGAAUGGCACGAGGUUCAGUAUUAUGCUCGAAUGAAUCGGAGAGGGCGGCGUUGUAUUGGGAGCAAGUCUCCCAUCCAACCUCCAUUAUGGCCAUUGGUUCUUGCCAACGCCAUGAAGAAGGAGGAGCAGGACCCAAGCGAAAUCCUUCCUACCGGUAGCAUGGCGGUAUCUCGUUUGGCAAAGAAAGUGCUCAGAAUCCGACCAGCACGCAAGAAUCGUCGUGCAGCAUCAUCAUCAGGCCAAGAAGUAGAAGAACGACCAAGAAUAACACCCAAUACGAAGAAGAAGGAUCCGGCAAUUGUCGUUGCCGAGCAAGUGAAAGACUACUUGACCGCGCUCUAUCGUUCCGAGGGCGACGUGGAGUUCCAAUUUCCGGGCAACAUCAUGUAUGGGAUUGUCCUGCAAUGCAACGAAACGAUGGAUGGCCACUGCUUAUUGUCGUCACACUUUUCCGUGCAGUCAAAGUUUGGCAAUGCUUGCUCUGGUUCGAUCGAAAUUCAUGCCAAAGAAGUGGGAGACAUUCUAAGAGUAUUAAAUUGGCUGAAGAUAUCGUCCUUCGAGCUUGAUUUUGUCGAGCAUGCCGUUUGCAAAGAACAACAAGUCAUUGCAAAGGAAGGGGGAAAGGAAGCUGAAUCUUCAAUCCAGAUGGAAUUGGUCCAAGAGGAUUACUACAUGCACGCAGUGAAAGAUUUCUUGUGUAUCAACCCCUCGUUGCGCAAAUUAUCCAUCCUAGAGAACUUUUUGAGGCAGGACCAGGAACUAGUUUGUGAUGUUCUGAGAUCAUCCAAGUCAUUGUCCACGCUAGAAAUCAGUCAUCGUGCACUGACCGAGGAAGAGAUCUUGGAACAAAGCCUGAACGAAUACAUUGCUCUAGUUCCCGAAUGUCAGUGCCUACAAAAACUGAUAUUGACCAAAGUCAAGAAUCUUUCCCCAACAACGAUCCAAGUCAUCGCUGAUGUACUAGCCAAAGACUCGACACUCAAGGUUCUUGACUUGUCCAAUGGCUUUUCGGGAGAGGAACCGUUCGAUGUUUUGAAGAUAGCGCAAGCUCUGAAUGGAAAUAGCACUCUGGAAGAGCUAGAUCUUGGCAAGAGGGUAUUAGCCAACGAUGGGUGUAUCAGAGCGUUGGCGGAGACGAUAGAAACAAACACCUGCCUCAAACGACUUGAAUUGGGAUUCUUGUACUUUGGGAACGACCUGAUAUCUCCAGAUGCAUGGGUACCAAUGGGCAAUGCUCUCGCCAAUAAGUCCAAUACGGUGAUAGAGUAUUUGGAUAUUUCGAAUCACCAACUCAGUGAAUCCUCAUGGAAGGCCCUUGCGGAAGGUCUGAAAUCCAACACAAGUUUGUUGACGUUGGUAGCCACGAGACCAUACUCUGAGAAGAACAAAGAGAAUACAGAAACGGACAUGUUGCUACCAAUCUUUGAAAUGCUGCACGAGAAUACAACCUUACGCUCGCUUCAUCUUACGGGUUACAAUCUGAGCGAUAGUUUCCAUUCUUUGGAAAGUCUAGCAAUGGUAUUAUCAGAAGGCAACAGGUCGCUCAAGUCACUCAAAUUGAAUGGCUCUUACCUGACAGACCAAGGCGUGACAAUCUUGAGUCAAGGCCUACCCAAAUGGAAGGGCCUGGAACACCUAGACUUGAACCAUCACAACUUUUCGCUUCUGGGUGCUCAAGCCUUUGCCAAAGGAAUGCAGAGCAACUACAGUCUGAUAUCGGUGGGUGUCGGUCAAACCUUUCGUCACGGGUUUUCCACAGGCUGCGUGCCACCGCUUUCCGCAGAGGGCUUUGAGAAGGAAUAUCAUGAGAUCCAAUACUAUGCCAAACUAAAUCGCAAGGGUCGCCGUUGUUGGACCAAGGAUGCUCCACUGGAUCCUUCCGCGUGGUCCCUGGUGCUAGCACGAGCGACACGAAUGCAAGCCGAGGAUCAACCCUUGGGACGUCAUCACCUUUGCACUAAGGAUGUACGAGAAGAAGACAAGUUUGCUGGAAGCCAUGAUACGUCGAUUGAUGCUGUGUACUUUUUGCUGAGAAAUGUAAUGACCUUGCCUGUGGAUUUGUAG